AUGCAAAAUAUACAGCUACGAGGACUGGUUCUGUUAAAAGACAGUUUGGAAUGCAGCGCCGAGCGACUUUGGGCCAGCUUACUGGUGCAGAGUGCUUCGAGCAAAGAUGGCAAAAGAGCCGUGCACGUUUAUCUGUUAACUUCCUGGCUAAAUUCGUUGCGGAAGCGCUUCCCAAGCAUAUUCGAUUGCGCCGCAUCAGUGAAAGAAGUUAAUUCGUUGCUCGAUGUUCUCGACGAAGCUCAUUUCGUUGGUGACCGUCGCACAGACCCUGUGAUUUUCCUGGAUGCCCUUGAUACAGCCUUUUUGGGGCUAUCGUUCGACCGAGUAAUUUCGUUACUGAAAGCAUUAUCAGAUCAUGCAGCUGUAGUUGCUCGAGUACAUGAAGAAUGCUUAUCUCUGCGCGACUGGGAAAGACUGAGCUCAAUUGCUGCAGUAACGUGCUCUCUCAAAGUGAGCGAAGACGCGGCAUCUGUUUGUGCAGCGACGGUCUGGUACAGGAAGGGAAGGAGAAUUGUGACGGUGAGAUUGCCUUCUUAG
Messenger RNA from Gongylonema pulchrum, 537 nucleotides. Lineage: Eukaryota; Metazoa; Nematoda; Chromadorea; Rhabditida; Gongylonematidae. The record is from the annotation of a GenBank genome assembly.